This is a messenger RNA of Epinephelus lanceolatus (giant grouper), 970 nucleotides long. RefSeq names its product transthyretin (prealbumin, amyloidosis type I) (gene ttr). Gene Ontology annotation, biological process: purine nucleobase metabolic process. NCBI's taxonomy places the organism in Eukaryota, Metazoa, Chordata, Actinopteri, Perciformes, Serranidae. The record is from RefSeq and is a predicted model, not a curated record.
GUCAUGUGUGAGCACCAGUUACUCCUGUCAGUCUGUCUGUCCAUCAGCCAACCAUGCUUCAACCACUGCACUGUCUGCUUCUAGCCUCUACUGUGCUGCUCUGCAACACCAGCCCCGUCCCUACGGAGAAACAUGGAGACUCAGACACCAAGUGUCCUCUGAUGGUGAAAAUCCUUGAUGCCGUGAAAGGGACUCCAGCCGGAUCAGUGGCCCUCAAGGUGUCUCAGAAGACAGCUGAUGGGGGAUGGACACAGAUCGCUAAUGGAGUGACAGAUGCCACCGGAGAGAUCCACAACCUCAUCACAGAGCAGCAGUUCCCAGCAGGAGUGUAUCGUGUUGAGUUUGAUACCAAAACUUACUGGAAGAAUGAGGGGAGCACACCAUUCCAUGAAGUAGCUGAGGUGGUGUUCGAAGCCCAUGCUGGAGGUCAUCGUCACUACACCUUGGCUUUGCUGCUCAGUCCAUUCUCCUUCACCACCACAGCCGUUACCAUCGAUGCACAUCAUUGAUACACCAUGUGAUAUUUAAGGGCUGUCCACCCCAAGAACUAUUACGAUAACUAUAAUGAUAACUAUAACAAUAACAAUGUGAGUAUGUGACACCCUGUCAGUUCAGAUGGAUUUUGAUUGGCUGUCAGUGUUUCUGUUGUUAAUCCAUUGUUGUUGUCAUUAUAGUUGUCAUGUGGACUCUGCUUGAGUAAGAACAAUUAUAAAAACAAUAUAUUUAUGGUCAUUGUUCUUGGUGUGGGCAGCUCUUUAUAGGCUGGUGAAGGUAUCAGGACAGUGAGCUGCAUAAUGCUGGAGAUCAUUAGUUUUUUCUUCUUAUCAACAAAUCUCAUGUGUUGAUCCAAACCAACAGUGAAUGUAAUGUAUCUAUUAACACAUAUUGUGUGUGUAUCCAAAGUUUGAUUUCUUUUUCCUUUGUGCUACAGAGCUCCAUUAAAAUUACAUUUUUCAUUACCAUGAACACA